AUGAAUAACAAUAUUGAAAUAACGCUAAAAAGUCCCGCUGGGGCAGUGGAUGAAGUGUUUCGCCUCUACCGGUUAUCGGAUACCAUUGUAUCUGGUCGGGAAAUUUCUGAAGUUAUUAACUCUAUAAUGCUUGAUGUGGAGGAACUUCAUUCGAAUAAAGUCCUACUUACUAGAUUUUCUUCCGUCAAUUGGGAAUCCUUAGAAUCCAUUAAAAAUUACUGCGAACUGUACAAUUCCUGCGUCGAGAAAUUUGUCGAUCAAUGGAAAAAUAAUAAUACGGUGCCGGAGUUUUGUCGGCGUAAAGCUAGUUCUACUCAGCUUAAAUUCAUUAUGAAUCUAUGCUAUAAUCGGUCAAUUGAAGAACCGGAUAAAUUGAACAAAUACACACCCUUCUCACCUCAAGUCUAUGGUGAGACUUCUUUUGAAUUGAUACAGCAAAUAUUGGAAAACGUGAAGACUACUGCAGAUGACACAUUUAUCGAUUUGGGGAGUGGUGUCGGUCAGGUGGUUUUGCAAGUAGCUGCUUCUUCUGAUGUCAAAUUUUCUCGGGGUAUCGAAAAGGCUGCAUAUCCCUCUGAAUGUGCUCGUCGUAUGGAUAGAGAAUUCCGUCGUUGGAUGGCCUUCUUUGGGAAACCCUAUCAGCCCUAUGAGCUUAUUGAGGGUGAUUUUCUUAGUGAUGAGCAUAGAGCAGUGAUCGAAAAUUCUACUGUUGUAUUUGCCAAUAAUUUCGCCUUUGGACCAGUAUUGGAUUACCACCUCACACAAAUAUUCUCUGAUUUACAAGAAGGCGCCAGGAUAAUAUCUUCAAAAGCGUUCUGUUCUCGCAGUAAGCGUUUAUCCGAUCGUCAGUUAAAUGAUCUGAGCUCUAUGGUGAGAGUAACCAACUUGGAGCCAGUUAAUGAUGGAGUUUCUUGGACAGAUAAGCCUUUCACCUACUUUGUGCACGUUAUCGAUCGGAGUUUAUUAUUGGAGUACUUCAAGGAGGCCCAUGCUGUUGAAAAAAGGCGUUCUACUCGGAGUCGAAGAUCAGCUUGUGGUAACUCAAGCUCCAAUAGCUCUUGUGCUGGUACACCUAAUACCCUCUCUGCCUCAAACUCCUACGAUGGAUCCACGGCUGGCAGUGCUGCUCCUUCCGUUUGCGGUAGUGAGAUGAAUUCGGGACCUAGUUCAAGGAACUACUCCAAUGGUCGCAAACGUCGUCGUCGAAAUACCGACUUCGUACAAAAGAAGAAACGACGAACUGUUCGUCCUAAAGGAAAUGUCAAAUUGGCUGUGAAACAAAGGGACGAACACGAGUUGGCAGGUCAUCAACAGCAACAUUCCGCCACUGCUGAUUCCAUAGAGACGUCAAGCCAUUUCGAACAAGAGACGUCUCCGCUGUCUAGUCUUGGGAUGAAUUCGGAAGACGCUUCAAACACCGACUCCACUAGCUUUACUCCUCGAUCACAACUCCUUGCCGAUGAUGAUUGUUCGACUCCCUCACCUCCACAAACCACCUCCUCUAUUGAUUCAGCAUUUUCUCCUGAUACAGAUUUUAAGCAAAUGAAGUUAGAAAUCGCAAGAGACAAAAAAUCUGUGAUAUUCACCACUAGAGAGCAACCAUCUCCAUAUUUCGCUUCAGGAUGGCCAGAAACACCAAAUCAGAACUCUACUUCAGUACCGAAACUUCACCACCAUCAUCAUAAGCAUCGAUCAUCUACACAUUUUUCAUCCAGUGCUACGAAACACCACUUCAGACGUACUCAGCGUGUGCUCAACUCACAGCUUGAGCGAAUGAGGUGUCCGCAGUAUUUGAAUAUUCUGAGGGAGUCAAUAAAGCGCGAAGAGAUACGUCGAAGUGAACUUAUGGGUCAGAUAACGAAACUGGAGGCUUCGCUCAAUGAAAUACGCGCUCAGGGACGCGAACAAUUCAAGGACAUUAUUGAAAGAUUCGGCAUUCUAGAAGGCGGGCCAACAACAUUCUUCACUGAAGCACGUCAACUUAUUCGCUUCCACCGAAACUUGGAGUCGAAAUUGACGGAAUUGCAAAAUUCCAUCCACAAUUUGACUGACAUCAACGCCGAGCUUUUGAAACGCCAAUUCAUGUUGGAAGCCCAAUUAGUAGAUGGGGAAAAUUUGGGCACAGGCCUUUGUCCUCCACCCCCACAACUCUUUCCUGAACCCGAAAUCGCUCCCACGCCGCCUCCUACCCUCGCUCCCACUACCGAUGAGGAUCUAGCUUCCAUUCCAGAACAUUCUGCUCCCCCUUUGGUGCCUCCAACACUAACUCCCAUUCCGAGAAAUCUCAUCGAUGAUUUAGAGGUGAGAAAUCAGAGGGGUUGA
Molecule: messenger RNA, 2322 nt
Organism: Rodentolepis nana
Lineage: Eukaryota; Metazoa; Platyhelminthes; Cestoda; Cyclophyllidea; Hymenolepididae
Source: the annotation of a GenBank genome assembly